AAAAUAUAUUAAAGGUUAACACUCACCUAAGGUUGGAUCAACAUUGGGCUAAUAGGAAUGUUAUGCUUAUUUUGAUAUUCUAGCCAAAUCAAUAAUUACCUUUCCAUUUCAAUAAUUAAUAUACUAUGCUACUGAGUUAUAAUUGAUGCUUUCAUUGGAGCACAGCCUUUCACACUUCAUUAUUCUUACUUUAUCCUUUAUAGUUUUUCUGAUAGUCCAGCAGCUGAAGCCGAAUGCUUUUACAAUAAAUGAUGGGGUCUGACUUUUCUCUGGAUGCUUAUUUCUACUUUUGUUUGCAUAGUAAUCACCUUUCUCUUUACUGCAAGCUCACCUGGACUUGCAGUGCACUUUCGUUUGGGGGCAUGAUAAUAAGGGUAAACACAGACUCACAAAGUAGCAUAAAAAAGUUAAGAAGAAAGUGAUGCCACGUGUAAGCAACCCUAUAAACAAUGAGAACAGCCCCUAGCUAAAGAUGCUGCCCCAACGAACAAAAUACGCCAUGUCAGUUUGUUUACAUGCAUGAAAGAAACUAGUUCCCGAACUGUUAAUUUAAUGGUUUACAUGCAUGGAAGAAAUUGGUUCCCAAAUUUAAUUAUUUAAUUAUAAAUUAUCCAUAUGAGGACCCUUGGGAGCCCAUUCAUAAGUAUGGAACAUCAUAAGUCAGGUCAUCUGUAACCUGGGGUCCGACUGUAAUUAGAUUUUUAAAAUUGUUUUUGUACUGAAGGUUUUCUGUCUUGUAUCUGUUUCAGUGAAAAGGGUAUCACAGAACCUGAUGAAUAAUAGUGCUGAGUAGGAGGAGAAUAUGUAAGAUUACACAUUCUUCUGUAUUGUCCACAACAUGAAUUACAUGUGUAGGAUCUAUAAAUAAUGACUCUAGAGGCAGGAGCAUUUUGAGGCAGGUUUUAUCCCAUUAUGGUUUCUGGCAGAUCUGAUUUCUUGCCAUCUCAGCACCUUAGGGCUGUGGAAAUAAAUUGAAGCCUAUGCAAAUGAGAAAAGCAAAGGCUAUAUAUUUUGGGCUUACUGUAUAGAAAGAGAGUAAGCCUCCAUCACCUGUGUUUCGGCAGUGACUCAAAGGCAGGGAGAUCGGUGGAAAAGCUUUAUAGGGGAAAGUAGGGGAGGCUUCAGGCCUGCCCUGCUUGGAGGCUGUUGGCAUGGAGAAGCUAGACACAGGCUAGCUAGCAGUAAGGCACGCUGUGUCAUUGGCUGGUGCUGCAUGUUUGGCUUUUUCUGGUUGGUCCUAAGUUGGAAGCAGGGACAAAAGUCAGGGCAGCUGUCAGUCAUUAAUAACUUCCUGGCCAUUGUUGCACAAGUUAUUGUUUAGCUUCCCGGAUUGUCGUCAGAGAUAGCAGUCUGACUUCUUGCCAUUCUGGUUUAUAGCAGGUUAACCUCCUGGGUUGUUUAUUGUCAGUAAGGAUGUUGAUUUCUUGCUGCAGGUUGUGAGUCAAAGUUCUAUUUUUACAUAUGGUUUUGCCAUUGUUUAUAUAUUCAGUCUCUGAAGGCUUCUGGAGAUCAAUAAGUAAUUAAUAUGGUGUUAGUCAAGGGUUAUGCAGACUAACAGAACUAAUAGGUUGUGUGUCUGUGUGUCUGUGUGUGUGUGUGUGUUUAGAGAAUGGGAGAGAGAGAGAGAAAGAGAUACUUAAAAAAUGGCUGAUGCUAUUCUGAGAGCUAGCUGGUCUAAAAUCUAUGGCACAGGCUGGUAGAUUGCAGAUUGGCCGAAGAACUAUUGUAGUCUCGAGUCGGAAAUCUGCAGGGUAGAGCAGCAAGCUGAAAAUUCAGGCAGGGAUUCUGUGUUGUAGUUUUGAGUUAGGAUUGCUUUUCUUUAGGGAAACCACAGUCUUUGCUCUUACGGCCUGCAACUGAUUGGAUGAGGCUCGCCCAUGUUAUAGAAGUUUAACCUCCAUUGCUCAAAGUCUACUUAUUUAAAUAUCAAUCACAUAUAAAAAAUACGUUUACAGUAACAACUAAACUGGUGUUUAACCAAAUGACUGUGCACCACAGUUAACACAUAAAACUAACCACCACAACCAUGUUCUAGGCUCUGGGCUUCACUGCCUGAGAAAGUAGCAUUACAGUUAUUAUUGUUUAUGAGAUUUAUUCACAGCUUUUGGUUAUCUGCAACCAUGUCUGUCUCUGUUAAUGUGGUUCAUACUGAGAUGAUGAUUCAGUGUUAAAACACUUUGUCCUGCCCCCUUCAUAGUCUGUCUGGCUUUGUAGAGGGGAACAUAGCUGGGCAGCCACAUUCCGGUCAGGUUAGAUUAGGUCAGCCUUUCAGGAUACUACUUUCACCUAGUUGCUUUAUAAGGCACAUAUGCAAAAUUCGAUUCUUCCAUUGUGUUCACUAUAUUCCGUUUGAGAUUCUGAGAGUGAGAUUAGUACCUCACACCAAAGCCAGUGGGCACUAUUUUAAGUAUGCAAACGGCAUUGUGUUUGCAUUUUAUCUUGUUAGAUGACAUUCAAGACAAAACCUUAUUAUAAAGACUAUAAUGUGUUAACUAACAUUUGCUUGUAACUCAAUUUGUUCAUGUAUUUGUACCUGAGAGCUUAUUCAUAACUGACUUCUGGCUCUUUCAGUUUGUAUCAUAAAACAAGGGGAACUUAUUCUUUUACUGUCCUUGCAGUGUAUUUUUUUUUCAGUUUUUCAGUGAAUUCUAUUAUAGGUGAGAUGUGUAAGAUGGUCCAUUAUUGGAAUUUUGUGCCAAAAAAUACCAGCUCUGAGAUAUGACAGGUACCAAUGAGUACUUCAGGAAGGUGGCAUCUAAAUUUGGAUUAAAGAUUUCUUUUGUUGAUUGUUCCAAAACGAAAUUGCUAGAGGCAGCAAUUACACCAGAAACCAAGCUUGUUUGGGUUGAAACCCUCACAAACCCCAGCCUGAAGAUGAUUGACAUUGAAGCCUGUGCACGUAUUGUCCAUAAGCAUGGAGACAUUAUUUUGGUUGUGGAUAACACUUUUAUGUCAGCAUAUUUCCAGCGGCCUUUGGCUCUGGGAGCUGAUAUUUGUAUGUAUUCUGCAACAAAAUAUAUGAAUGGUAAGAUAUGUACAGUCUACACUUUGGAUAUUCUUUUCCAUGGAUUGGAGAAAAUAAGCAUAGGGCUUGACAUUUUGAUCUCUUUUCUUCUACUGUUACGUGACUCAUGUAAAAAGUUAAAAAAGUUACACUUGAUUAAAUGUAAGAUUUUAUUUAUCUUAAACAAAACUAUGCUCAUGAUUUAUGAGAAGAGGAUUAAAAUUUACUAUAAAAGAUUGUGCUUUUGUCCUGCUGACAUCUGAAAAAGAAAUAUUUAGUUUUCAUAUCAUUUUUGUUUU
This is a messenger RNA of Microcebus murinus (gray mouse lemur), 3303 nucleotides long. The record is from RefSeq and is a predicted model, not a curated record. Lineage: Eukaryota; Metazoa; Chordata; Mammalia; Primates; Cheirogaleidae.